AUGUCAGAGAUUGCUUCAAUGCUGUACGACAGUCAAGGACCUCAACACCUCAAAUUACCCCUACAAACCACAAAAAUUCCAUCACCACCACAUAGACAUAGACCGAUUUCCCCCACCACUGGAUCCACCACCACCACCACCACCACCACCGCUACCACCACUGCCGCCGCCUCCUCCUCCGCGUCCAAAUCGGCGCGUCUCGUCUCGGCCAUUCAAAUGGGACACACACGUUGUCUGCGACGCUACAUUUUCGAUCUUCUCAACGAAACCGCAUGUCAGAAGCCACCCUCACCAUCCACUAAUUGUGGAAGCAGCAUUUUGGAUCGAAGAGUCAUGCCACCCAGACCGGACUACGAGUGGAUCACAGCAAGAAGGCAGCUCUACUACAAUGUGCAAGGCAGCACUUGCACACUGGAGUUCGAACAGACCUCCAGUCCACUGAUUUGGGCUGUGGAUUGUCGAGAGUGGUCGUGUCUACGAUUAAUGUGCACCAUUCAAGCCAUAGAACAGGAGGAGGGGGAGAGAGAGCCAAAACAGGAGGCUUUUCAAGGCGCUGUUUACAAUCCCAGUCAACCACAACCCGUACGAAGGAGGAUAAUCAACACAGGCACUGGAAAGUUCACUCACUCACCGUACACCUCGCAGACGUGUGUAUGUUGUACACCAGAACGUAGACGCAGACGAUCUGGUGAGUUGAGUCUACUGCAACACGAAGACAUUCCCGCCUCAUUGAGACAGCGACUUCGUCCAUUUGCUAAUGUCAUGCUAAGUGUGUCCUUCUCAAAUCUCUACAACACUCGCAGUAGUUGUAACAUCAACAACGGUACUGAUACCUCGGGCUCUAGAACAGGCAGUUUUUUAGACAUACGAUCGUGGAAAUCCGCUCAAUCCAGUCCACGACGCGACAUCUCUCCCCUCACUCGUUCACCACAUUCCACACACACAAGAGGCGCCAAUUCUGUGGUGCUUCUCGGGUGUCUCAGCUCCAAUGAGCACUCAUCACGGCAUCGAAAACGUCCCACGCCAUAUCGAGCCUUCUGGGUUCGUGGUUCCUACACCUAUCAAUCGGUGCUGGAUUACUUCUUUGCCACAGGAUAUGAAAGUGUCGGCACGCAUUGUCCACCUCAACAAGCAUCACAAGGGGACUGUGAACAUUGUAGACAGGAUGCUGACUACUCCGAUUAUCCAAAUUAUCCAAGCGGUCCAUUGGAUCCACGAAAUGACACCUUCUUUGAGCACUUUAGUCAACUGGAGCGUAUGCUUCAGUCUUCAGGUGUAUCAGCAAAUCGUCUUGAUUCCGUCAUGGCAUUCAAUGCAUUGGCAAUAAGUGCUGGACGUCGUCUAGCAGGAUGGUGUUGUCAUGGAGCGGAAGGGGAUCCAACCAUAGGUGCAGAUCUUGAAGAACCUCUGGUGGAGUGGCGAAUUCUUGCCACUCUGAUAGAUCAUGGAUUGGAUGAAUUUGAGUGGUUGGAGUUUUUGUCACCUCAACAAAAUUUCAUCGGACACGCAUUGUGUGUUCUGGCCUGGCCAAUGCAUGGAUGGAGUCGUACGGAAGCGGCUAUUUUGUCAAGUUAUAUGGCCAGUAAGAAGCCCGGUUCCUUCACUGGAUUUAGCAAUGCAAUUGGAGGUGGAAGUAGACGACUACGAAGACGCUCAUCGUCUCCCCUUGGAAGGAAUGGAUUUAGUCAUCCCCUUCCACCAGCUCCACUGGGAGCAGCACUUCGACGACAGGCGUGCCUUCUUCUCAUCAACCUCUGGUCGUUGGGUGCCUUCACAUCGCAUCACAUUGUUCACCGACGGAGUGGUGGCACUAUUGGAAAUGCCGUCACAAGCAGUCGAAUUUGGGAUCCACGACCAGGGAGUCAGCGGAGUCACAGCUACACCGCCACCAUGGAGGGAGGCGAUUUGAGACGGAUUAUGCUUAAAACCAUCUCCACCAAAUCGGAACAAAUGGGAAUGGUGAGUUAUGUCAUCUUCUUUGUCAAGCCUUACAUCUUGACGCUCCUCUGUGCAGUUGGAAAGUCGCCGAGCCUUUUUUUUGUUUCAUGCUGGUCAUGUAGGAACCACAUAAGAGAAGAACGUACUAGUGAUGGGCUUAAUCAAGUAAUGAAAGAAAAUGCCAACGAUGUAUCGCAAUGA
This is a messenger RNA of Hydatigera taeniaeformis, 2139 nucleotides long. Lineage: Eukaryota; Metazoa; Platyhelminthes; Cestoda; Cyclophyllidea; Taeniidae. The record is from the annotation of a GenBank genome assembly.